AACCCAUUAAAGAAAACAACUACUAGAUAUCUUUCUCUGUAAUGGACUUCUCUGUUCUCCAAAACUUUCCUUCUCUCCCCACCCCCACAUCACGUGACUGAAGGCAACCAUCAUUUGCUCCUAAAUUGUUCUCUCCGCAUCUUUCAUCCAACUAUCAUCUUCUUCAUCACCAGCAUCCGUGAGAAGCUAACUGUUGCACCUCGGAUAAGGAGAAACAAUAGCCGUCAGUCAGCGCCAUCUGGUGAGACAAUCCAUCAACAACCCUGAUCUCUUUUUACGUGAAAGAGCAUUCCGAGUUUGACAUCUCUCCGGUAAAGUCCUGUGGCUUUAAAUCGGGAGAAAAUCUGGAGAAUACGGAUAUUCUCGAAUGAUUAGAAGAGGAGAAAAUGAGAGGAAAUAUUUCCUUUUGAACUUUGAAUGGGUGUUGUGGAGUGACUGAAAGAAAUAGGAUUUUCAACUCGAUUCCGUUAUUUUUGAAAGACAACUUUCAUUACAAGGUUUCUAAAAGGAAACAUGAAAGAUACCACGUGGAUUUUAUUUGGGAUAAAAGCUGUGAUUAUAUUGCUUACAGCUGUUCCCGGAGUUUACUUACAAGAUCGAUGGUAUUGGUAUCAACAAGCAAAAAAUCAGCUGCUUAGAAACUUGGAGGAUGACAGGAACUACAAUGUUGCCAGAAACAUUAUUCUUUUUAUAGGGGAUGGAAUGGGCAUGACAACAGUCACAACUGCCAGAAUACUCCGUGGACAAAAACGGGGUCAAACAGGGGAGGAAAAUGAGCUGGCGUUUGACAAGUUUGGUUACAUUGCUCUUGCGAAAACUUACAACACUGACAGUCAAGUGGGAGACUCGGGUGCUUGCGCUACUGCUCUGCUAUGCGGAGUGAAAGGCCGUUUUGAGACGGUAGGUUUAGACGACACUGGAACAUACGAAAAGUGUGAAAGUAGCCUGAAAGCUAGAAUCCCGUGUUUAGCAGAUUGGGCUCAAGCUGAAGGAAAGGCUACAGGCUUAGUAACUACGACACGUGUUACGCACGCAACACCAGCAGCUAUGUAUGGUCAUUCACCGAGCCGCUACUGGGAGAGUGAUUCGAAAAUUCCAGUUGAAGAUCGAAAGUUGUGCAAAGACAUAGCGAGGCAAUUAGUGGAAAAUGAUCCUGGAAGAAAUAUAAACGUGAUCCUGGGGGGUGGUAGGAGCCAUUUCCUUCCAGUUAAAGAGGAAGGUUCCGAAAUCCUUUCGGACAUGGGAAGAAGGGAAGAUGGACAGAAUCUCAUCGACUCCUGGCAGCACGACAAGAAGACGAGGAGGUUGAAGUAUAGAUAUGUCUCGAACAAAAAAGAAUUCGAUAAAGUAGAUCCGCGAAGUACGGACUACUUAUUGGGACUUUUCAAUUAUGGUCACAUGUCUUAUGAAGCGGACAGAGAUGCAGGGCCUGAGGGAGAACCAUCUUUAGCUGAAAUGACAAAAAAAGCUAUACAAAUACUUCAGAAAAAUGCGAGAGGAUACUUUUUGAUGGUAGAAGGUGGUAGGAUAGAUCACUCUCAUCACUUCAACAAUGCCCAUAGAGCACUGACAGACACAUUGGCGCUGGAAGAUGCUGUGAUUGUUGCCCUGAAUAUGACAAAAUCUGAUGAUACUCUUAUUGUUGUUACUUCAGACCAUUCUCAUGUUUUUGCAUUUGGUGGAAAUCCUAAGCGAGGAAAUCCAAUUUUAGGAUUGGACAGCAAGUUAUCAGAUGUCGAUAACAUGCCUUACACAACACUCCUGUAUGCCAACGGACCAGGAUAUAAAAGAGAUUCCGAAACUGGAAGAGAAAAUUUAACUGGAACUAACACAGAGGAGAUGAACUACGUGCAGCAAAGUGCAGUACCACGUCGAUGGGACACUCAUGGAGGUGAAGAUGUACCAGUCUACGCUCACGGUCCCAUGUCUCACCUAUUUCGAGGAGUUUUGGAGCAAACAUACGUACCUCACGCUAUGGCUUACGCUGCUUGCAUUGGACCUCAAAGAAAUGAUUGCGAACGUCGUCGAAGACAGGCUUUCCAACGACAAGUCAUUGAGUGUCCUUCAGCACACAUUGACGACGCUGAGCAAGUAAUAAUGGCUAAUUCCGUAAAUUACGUCACCUUCAGCGUUUGGAUGAUUUGCUCAAUUAUGUUGCUCCAAUUAUUUCUAACGUGACCUGUGUCUCAAUGACAUUUGAAGGUUACUUGAACCUUGGCAAAAGACAGUUGUCUCUACUCACACUUCCAAUAUCAUAAUGAAAUGAACUGUGUUGGUUCGGCUCAAAAUGUUUAAUUUAUAGUGUUUUUUUUUCUUUCUUCUUCUUCAUAACUGCUCACUAUCAGUUUAGAAUUGCUAAAAUUGUAUGCAAUACAUCAAUUUCAGUGUUUGGAUCAUUUGCUCAAUUAUGUUAGUUGAAAUAUAUGUGGCCUAUCUUUACUGUCAAUGACAUUUGAAGGUCACUUGGAAAUUAACAAAAAAUUGUGUUUGCACUUACUCUUAAUAUCAUACUAAAACUGCUUGAAUUCAGUGUUUAUUUCCUGAAAUUUUCUGAGGGGAUUCAAAUUCUAUACUAUUAGUAAAUUUUCGUUUUUUUUUCUUCUUCAUUUUUCUCAAUUAUCAAAUUUCCAUAAUUUUUUCAAUGACCAGUUUUUCAAUGAUAAUUGAAGGUUACUUGAACUUUUCUAAAAGUUUUUAAUACAAUAAUGAAGUGAACUACAUUGGUUCCGCUAAAAUUUUCAAUACAGUAAUGAAACGAACUUUAUUGGUUCCGCUAAAAACUUUCAAUACAAUAAUGAAGCGAACUACAUUAGUUCCAGUAAAAAUUUUCAAUACAAUAAUAAAGCGAACUACAUUGGUUCCGCUAAAAUUUUUCAUUACAAUAAUGAAGCGAACUACAAUGGUUCCUCUCAACUUAUUCUAUUUUUUGUGUUUAUCCCCUUUAAUUUCCAAACACUGCUCAUUACUAAGGACUUAGAACUGUACAUAUAUGUGUAAGGACCAGUCUACUGUUGUUUGUGCCCAUUAUGAGAAUAGAAAAAUUUUAAAUCUUUAAUUUUUUUAAUUUAAAAUUACGAAGAAUUUGAUAUAAAUUCGAGUUCUGUAGAUUUUUUUAAAAGUUUAAGAAUUCGAAAUCUUCCGCCAGCAAUUAUAGUGACGAAUGUCUCAGAAUUUUUUAUAAAUAGAGAUUGCCUUACAAUGUGAUGUAAAUGUGAUGGUUACUUAAAUUUUAGCAAAUGUAAUGACUGCGCGAACAGUUUACAAUGAUAAUUAUGAUUUUUUUUAUCUAGCUGUAUAAGCUACUUCUAUUUCGAAUGCCUAUUGUUAAUACAUAUCGAUAAACUAGAAAACAUCUCAAAUAUGAAUAAAAAUAACUUAUACUUAUUUAAAAGUGAAUAAGCAUUGUAUUCUUUUACCAUAUCCAUCAAAACUCGUGUUUUUCAUGUUCCCAAAUCUAAAAAGUUGCUGAUUUACCCACAAUGCAAAUCCGCUGUUUUAUUAGUUUCAGUGGCAACGUGGGCAACCCCUGAAGUAAAGUAUCUUAUUAAAAAAACACAAAAACCGUGUUUUAUCUAUUAUAUUUAUUGUUUCCGACCAAAUCCUUUUUUCACCGAAUUUGGAGACAGAUUGCAUUUACUGAAUGCCUCAUGUAACAUCUCUUUGCGGAUUUAAUUUUUGUCGAUUGAUCUAGUUAAUUUGUGAAUCUUGUUGAUGUUGUAAUAAUUUUUAAAAAGGCAAACGGGUGGUAUUCACUGAAUGCCACCUGUUACAUCAUUUUACAGAUUGAAUUUUUAUCUAUUGAACUACAUAAUUUCUGAAUCGGCCACUACAUUUUUCUUAAUGUUGUAAAAAUUUUUAAAAUAGGAAAUGGGUGGUAUUCACUGAGUACCACCUGCUACAUCACUUUACAGAUGGAAUUAUUGUCUAAUAAUCUAGAUAAUUUCUGAAUCAGCCGCUAUGUAUUUGCUUACGUUGUAAUAUUUUUUCAAUUAGCAAACAGGUUGUAUUCAUUGAGUGCCACCUGUUACAUCACUUUAAAGCUUCAGUCUUUGUCUAAUGAUCUAAAUAAUUGGUAAAUCUAUGUUUGUUGAUUCUGUAAAAGUUUUUAUACUCCGGUGUCAUACCAGCGACCCGUCAUGUCUUAACCUCACAUCUCACCUAGCCAAAACGCUGAAUUAAUAUAACUAAACAAUCUAAAACUAGACAUUUUUCUGAGUUAGGAAAGUGGUGAUAUUUACUGAAAUCCAAAUCUAGGCUAUCAAGUGAGUGUGUGGUAAUAUUCUAUUGAAACUGCUGCAGUAGAGAAAUGGUCAAUCGGCUAUCAUCACUUUCUCAAGUAAUUGGAUAGGAUUUGCUAGCACAUGGUCAUGCAAAAGCUCUCAUAAUGUUUGCAAAAACAAAUCGGCUUAUACACAGACUGACUAUUAAUAUAUUUCGUAAGUUAUAUACUCAGCAGAAAAAUAGACAAAUGUUUAACUUUUAAAUUAACGUAAAAACUACAUAAAAUUAUUGGUGUUUUUUUCAUUUAAAAAAAGGGAUUGUACACGUAAAUAAGUUAAAUGAACAGUGAAAGUAUAUUAGUUACAAGAAAAAGUUUUGCGUCAAAUCCAAUUAUAUAUUUUAUACCAAAUAGCUUUUACCGAUUAAGGAUUGCAGUACUUAAUAUCUUUUAUUUUCUUUUUUAGUUAUAAUUUUUGCAUAUUUUUUCGGAAAACAGAAUAAAGAAAAAAAUUAGCUAUGCACGGUUAUUAUUAAUGCAAUGCACAAAAUAAGAUCUACCCAAGAAAUGAAACUUUUCACUAUCAAAAUUAUUACAUGAAUUUGAUUACAGGGAGAUCUUUAAACACUACUAUGACUAUAUAAUUUUAAAAUAACUGACAAAAUAUUUAAUUUAUAACCCACUCAGUUAUAUUUAGAAAUAAAUUUAAUAUUUAUUUACGAAAAGUAAUAAGUUAUUAUCAUUGAGCCUUUAGAUGAGUAAUAAUUAAAGAAACGAGUAAUAAACAAAGAAUUUACUGCUUGAGUUUUCGUUCUAAAAUUAUGGCAAAUAACCGACAGCAGGUUUGUCCAUCCAAAUCAUCAUUAAAAUUAAGCUAAAGAACUAUUUUUUACCUUUACGGAUUACGGUUUUGAAAAAGUUUACAACUGGUAUGGUUGAAAACCGUGAAUUCACGGUUUUUCAACCAUUUAAAUUUAGUAUAGUUUUGAAACCGAAAAAAUUCAACUGAAGAAUGGAAGUAGUUUAACAGCGUUAUGUUGCUGUCAUCUUUGCAUGAAUGAGAGUAUCGUAUUCUUUUAGCAAAGGCUCCUCAAAUUGGGGAGUGAGGAACACUGGAAACUCUUUAUGUGUUAAAAGAAAUAUUGUGAUGUCCACGCUGGGACUCAAUCCCGGUUCUGUUGUAAAGAUAUUGACAGAUUAUCCCUGUCGGCUGUAAUACGUAUACGGUUGGAACUCAGUGUUCAUCUGGUAAGCCUAAUUGGUGUGGAUAAAAUUUCGGUGGUUUAACCAUAUUAGAUGAAAGCAAUUAGUGAGCUGUUUUUCUAUCAGUCAACAGCUUAAAUAACAUUUUAUUUGUGGUUAUUUGACUAUUUCACGCUAAUAUGGUAAAAUAACAGUUAAAUAAAAAAAUUUUAAACUAUUUUUUUCUGAGAAUUUUUUAACAGUGUAUGAUAACGAGAAUAUGAGAAGGGUGAUAUCGACGUACAAAAGAACAAAAAAUAUUUUCUAUGUUCUAAAUAAUAAUACGAUUUAAGAUCAAAAAGAGCAAAGUUUGAAUUAAUAUUUUUAAAAACUAAAUUAUUUUUGGUUGAGAGAAACGAGUACUACUGAAUUCUGUUUUCUGUAAAAAUCGUAAAUUAGAUUCUUCUUCAAAUUAUCAGGUUCAAAAUUGUUUCAAACCUUUCUUAAACUGAUACUAAUUCCCACAGUAAGAGUUUGAAAAGCAUUUUCUCACUUAAAUGCCACUUUUCAACUCUUUUUAUGAAAGUGUUUUUUUUUUUUUUAAAUUUUUACAACACUAUCAAAAUCAUUUAUUAAGGGUGGUCAUUACAGAAUUCCAUGUGUAAGGGUUGUGAAAUUUAGACGUUAUCUGAUGUAAAUUACAUUAUGAAAUUUAAGUUACAGUUUCAUAUCAUAUCAAUAAUAGCAGAUAAUGCAAGUAUGCGAAUGGUGGGCAAUACGGAGAAAAAAAACAUGGUGAAAUUACGGUACAUCAUGGUAAUCACACUUCUGAUAAUAAAAAAAAAACAUAAUUCUGAUUGACAAAAAACAAACUAUAUGAUAUUUACACCAUUCAUUUGGUAAUUUUUCCGUUGAUAAGGUAACAUUUUACUGGAAAUUCUA
Messenger RNA from Parasteatoda tepidariorum (common house spider), 6343 nucleotides. Its product is annotated as alkaline phosphatase, tissue-nonspecific isozyme-like. Gene Ontology annotation, molecular function: alkaline phosphatase activity. NCBI's taxonomy places the organism in Eukaryota, Metazoa, Arthropoda, Arachnida, Araneae, Theridiidae. Gene Ontology annotation, biological process: dephosphorylation. The record is from RefSeq and is a predicted model, not a curated record.